This is a messenger RNA of Pseudophryne corroboree (corroboree frog), 3535 nucleotides long. Its product is annotated as somatostatin receptor type 5-like. The record is from RefSeq and is a predicted model, not a curated record. NCBI's taxonomy places the organism in Eukaryota, Metazoa, Chordata, Amphibia, Anura, Myobatrachidae. Gene Ontology annotation, biological process: neuropeptide signaling pathway; regulation of insulin secretion; cellular response to glucocorticoid stimulus. The coding region runs from base 170 to 1174 and encodes 334 amino acids. Gene Ontology annotation, cellular component: plasma membrane; neuron projection. The transcript has 4 exons. Gene Ontology annotation, molecular function: neuropeptide binding; somatostatin receptor activity.
UGCCUCUGCCGUCCCUUCUCUGUCUCCUCAGAGCACCCGCACCACCGGUAAAGUAAAAUGCAAGAGAAGGCUCUGAACGCUUCUACCUGAAUCGGCGGCUGAUGAGCAGGUUGGAUUAUCUCUUCAUGGGCACGCUACACCAGAAAAUUUAGCAAAUUACCAAACAGCAAUGGAAACUUUUCCUGAGAACACAAGUAUGGAAAACUUCAGCUUCUAUUAUUACGAAUUUAAUGAAACGGUGGACGUUGAUUAUAAGUAUAACGUAUCCAAGUUCUUCAUCCCGUACCUCCUGGUCUUUGCAGUGGGCCUCAUUGGUAAUGCCUUGGUCCUCUACAUAGUAUUGAGGUUCAGAAAAAUGUGGACAACCUCCAACAUCUACAUGUUCAGUCUGGCUCUAGGUGACCUGUUUUAUAUGUUAUGUUUGCUGUUUUUUGCCACUGAAAUAGCCAGUUCUUAUUGGCCGCUAGGAGCUUUCAUGUGCCGACUGUUCUGGACCUUGACAACUCUGACUACUUUUUCCAGUAUCUACUUCCUGGCCGUCAUGUCCAUCAGCGUCUUCAUCCAGCUAUAUUUCCCAGCUUUUUCCAAAAAGAGAUGUGGACUUAAGGCAGCUUCAUUGACCAGUCUGGUUGUGUGGAUCCUCUGUUUACUGCUGGGGACUCCUAUAUUUAUCCACGCCGACAUGGACGAGUAUAACAACUGUAAGAUCUUUUGGCCAAAUCCUGUUGCCUUCUGGAAAAUCAGCGUGACAUCCUAUACGUUCACCAUGGCUUUUCUGUUGCCUCUGACAUUGAUUCUAAUUUUCCUCAUUCUGACUGCUCUCCGGGCCAGGAACCAGGAGAAGACAACUGAAACGGAUUUUGAUAGCCUGAAGGAGAACUUGGUUCUGAUCGCUGUCCUGUGCCUGGUAUAUGUCAUUGUCUGGCUUCCCACUCAUGUCCUUGAAAUUAUUUCAUCGACCGUUUACAACUUUCAUAUUGAUGAAGGCGUCUACUACGGAGUCAGCCUCAUAUCUUACUUGAAAAGCUGUAUUUAUCCUAUCCUCUUUGGGUUUCUGUCUCAAAGCUUCAAGGAAGCCUUCAAAAAAGUUCUUUGCUGCAAAAAAAUGCAGAAUGGUGACAGCCCCCACCAGCACCCACCUGAGAGACAAGAGGAAAAAUCCACCAUCUGUUAGCAUUCCCUUUCAGCCCUUGCUAUACCUUGGACUUAUUAAUGGUUUCUUGGCUGGAAUGCUGGACUUUUUGAUAUAAUGAAAUGAUAUAAGUGUAUUUAAAAGACUAUCGUUGAACAGAGAUAUCAUCCAUGUGUCUGUACUACCAUGCAGAGCCAGAUAGAGGUUUGGAACUGAUAAGUACAACCAGUUUCUUUGGAACCAGCUUCUCUGAAGCAUUAAAUGGGCAUGUGCUCAUCGGGCAGUCCUACAUCCAUAACGUGAACUUGGCUGAAGCGGACCUGACCACUGUGUGUAGCUAUAACCACUGACUUGCUAGACACCAAAGUCAACUUUUUUGAAUUUGUUUCUCCAGCGAGUAUAGACAUAAGCUUAAUGAUCAUGAUCAAUAAAUUUGUAAAUUUACUAAUCAGGAUGCUCAUGGCCUGUCCAGACCACGUUUUGUCCACCCGUGAUCAAAAUUGCCAGCUCUUGCUCCGCAAUUAGGGCCGGAUUAUGGGCCACAUGAGCCUGGGGCUGAAAAUGUUCAAGGGCCUAUACUGAGAAGGGGAGGAGCUGUGACCAGUCAUGUGUGGGUGUGGCCAGUGCCAUGUGGGUGUGACUAGUGCUGUGUGGGUGUGGCCAGUGCAAUGUAGGCUUGUACAUUGCCUACCUAAAUACAUAAAAAUAAAAAUAUUUUUGAAUUUUGUGAUUUUUUUAUUUUUUUACUGUAAAUGCUUUUGAUUAACGGCCAACAGCAUGGCCAUCUAGGCGGCUAGACGUCAUCUUGCUGCCAUGAUGAUGGGCCUGUUUUAUGUGGAGAAUAAAUAUAUAGGUGGGUAACCCAGAUACGCUGUCAAAGCAGCCAGUAAUGGGAUAGUCAGUCCCACUAAAUAGAGAAUAUACAAAUAUAAAGGAACUGGCGCUGUGUUGUAUCUCCAAUAAACAGAAAAUGGAUGGAUAAAUAAAAAUUAUUUAUUUAACAUUAGAUAAUGUAAUUCAGAUAUAAAAGGACCCUAAAGAUCACUGUAUAAAACCAUAAAUAUAAUUCAGCUGGUAUUACCCGUGGUGGUGAAUUACAUCCGAACACACUUUAAGUCCUCAGCAAGCGAGCUGUCUGUGUGCAGUAAGCUGGGUUUUCCAAAUAAUGCUCUGAUGUGGUCUCAGUUAGUAGUUGCAAAGUCAUGGGAGUCUUUAGUAGUCCAUAUCUGGAUCCAUAAACAUAGGUGGAGAUAGACAGGGUCGGACUGGCCCACAGGGGUACCAGGGAAACCACCGGUAGGCCCCACUGCCUGAGUGCCCACUCCUUCCUCUAGGGAUCAGGUUCCAAACUGUACAUUUGUAUUAUACAUGGUAGAUAUGUUACAUUACACUGCACUAAACUAUUGUGUAUUUCAAGCCUCUGUGGAGGCUGGCCACACCCCCUUUGUAGGAUGGCCACACCCCUAAGUAUGGGACCCUAUAACUGCAUCUCCCCAGAGGGCCCUUCAUGCCCCAGUCCAACACUGAAGAUAGAUGGUGGCAGUUUUCCGGUCUUAACGUGUUUUCCUAGUCACUGUCACCUAGCUUCAUCAGCUGAUUUUAAUUGGUGCCCUAUUUGGAGCAUAUGCUAUUUGUCCGGGAUCCAACUCUGGAAUUACAAAUUGGGCAGUUAUACAAAAAACCUUUUGCAUCUCAGUAUUAUAUUUAUGGUUUUAUACAGUGACCUUUUGGGUCCUUUUAUAUCUGAAUUACAUUAUCUAAUGUCAAAUAAAUAAUUUUUAUUUAUCCAUCCAUUUUCUGUUUAUUGGAGAUACAACACAGCGCCAGUUGUUAAAUUGUUCCAGCCCACACCCCUCAGGGGAGCAGAUCUGUAGGACUGAAAGUGUUAGCAAUCUCCGCACUCUGCUAUUCAGUAUGGGAAUUAGGAAGCAGAUUGUGCUUCCUAAAUGCUCCAAGUUUCACUCCCGUGGGUAAAUUUAAUUUACUAAAGGUUCUAAGAUGUGUGAUAAAAGUGGUUAUGGUGCCAAUAGCAACCAAUCAGAUUCUGUCUAUCAUGUCUUUAUUGCAUCCUAGAAAAUGAUAGACAAAAUCUGAUUGGUUUCAAUUUUAAAACCCUUAGUAAAUUUAACCCCCGGACUCUAUGUGAAUCACACUAACGUAGCUAUGCGCUUACUUACUAUAAACAUUUUUUGCCCGUGUGGGGAUUUUUCGACAUGAACACAUCUGUAGCAUUACUUUACUUAUAUAAAGUGAAUGUACUAUUAACACAAGAUGAAUUCUCCUCAAACAGAAGUAUCUAUAGUGUAUUCCUCUAUCUCAUACAUAGAGAAUUUGAAUGAAAUUGCUUUUAUGUCAUUAUUCUCCCUAUUUCUGUUCUUACGGCAACACUCAAUAAAUCUUUUU